CACCACGCGGUCGUCGACGGUGUCACACGGUAGUGAACCCGGUGAAAUUUGUUUAUUAACUCGAAUCAUGAGGCUGAGCAAUAUUGCUUGAAUUUUGAACUAUAGGACCGCGUGAUUCGUCCGAUUUCAUUUCUUUCGUUAAGGGUUCGAGUGAGAAUGUCCAGGCUUUGAAGGCUUCCGGGUCAGACCGGAUGUCUAAGGAUUUAGCGGUGCAGACACUUCGCCAUUCCGCCGACGUUUAAACGGCAAUCAGGCAGAUCGAAUGUCCGAUUCGUCCCAACCUAGAGGUAACCGUUGUCUUCUCAAGCCGUGAGAAGCGUCUUCUUCUCCAUCCUCAUCUCGUCCCGAAGAUACUGACCUCCAGUCCUACCUUGGUGAUCAACGCGACGAGUGUUAGGACUGUGUUUGUCCGGUACUGUCCAGGAAACGAAGAUCCAAAUUCAACUAUAAAACCGGUGUCUGUCGUUCCACGCCAAAGUGCAGUGCCUGUCGUCUUGAUCCUGUCCUCAGUGGGACGAUCAGACAGAGACUUUGAAUCUCGUGGAAUUUUAUUGUGAUCAUUUCACGUCUGAGGGUAAAAUGUUCGUCGAAAGCAGUCGACUGGCCAUCGCUUUUGCACUGGUGAUUUGCUUGCUGGCAGCGUUAUUGCAGUUGUCGGACUGUCGGCCUCACAUUCGCCAUCACCGAGGCGAUUCUCGAUGCAGACGUUGCGAGCCAGGAUGGGGAGUGACGUCGCGAUGCUCGAAGGGCCGAGACACGGAAUGUGGAAAAUGCCGGAAGGGCACUUACAGCCCUCACCACAGCGUCCAGCCCUGCUGGAUAUGCUCGAGAUGUGGUCCAGGACUCUACGAGGCUCAUCCUUGCACAAGCCGCGCCGACACGGUCUGCGACUCCUGUCACCGGGCCCCGGGCGAGGCCUCGGAGAACCCCGACUUCCGCCGGAAGUGCAAGGGCCUCAACUUCUUCCUGGCUCCCGAGGACGCGGCCAACACCGGGGAACAGAGUGUCCUGGUUAACGAGCCCAAGGAGAGGUUCGACAUGGAUGGCCGGGACAUUAUACUCCAGGAGGACGUCGCGGCCGCGGCCGAUGUCCAAAUUCGGAAUUCCAAUUAUUGAUGAAAGAUUGCGCGUUUCACCGAUAAGAAUUACUCGGGGAUUCUUGGACAAUAUCUCGGGAU
Messenger RNA from Diprion similis, 1178 nucleotides. Its product is annotated as tumor necrosis factor receptor superfamily member 4-like. Gene Ontology annotation, cellular component: cell surface; plasma membrane. The record is from RefSeq and is a predicted model, not a curated record. Gene Ontology annotation, biological process: inflammatory response; Rho protein signal transduction. Bases 580 to 1116 code for a protein of 178 amino acids. Lineage: Eukaryota; Metazoa; Arthropoda; Insecta; Hymenoptera; Diprionidae. Gene Ontology annotation, molecular function: nerve growth factor binding; tumor necrosis factor receptor activity; coreceptor activity. The transcript has 2 exons.